Messenger RNA from Sitophilus oryzae (rice weevil), 1361 nucleotides. Its product is annotated as putative epidermal cell surface receptor. The record is from RefSeq and is a predicted model, not a curated record. NCBI's taxonomy places the organism in Eukaryota, Metazoa, Arthropoda, Insecta, Coleoptera, Curculionidae. Gene Ontology annotation, molecular function: protein binding.
AUCCUGGAUGUAUUGAAUGGGAGACAGUACCACCAAAUUUCCAACCAUCUGCUCCAAAUUGCUGUCCAGAGCAAAUCAGGUGUAAAAACAACGGAUCCUGCUUACACGAAGACAAAUUAUACAAGAACUGGGAACAAUUGCCUCUAAAUGUCACAGGAUGUGAAAAACGAUGUUACUGCGAAAUGGGUAAUGUGGAAUGUCAACCAACAUGUCCUCCUGUCACAGCCUUGCCACCACCUAACUUAGCUUGUUCAUCAAGGGAGGCAUCCCUUCAACACAUCCCUGAUGACGAUUGCUGCAUGUAUUGGGUAUGUCCCGAUCCCAAAAAUCAAGCCACAACUGGACGACCUGAUACUGACAAAACCCGACAGAACCAAACAAGAACAAAUAAUAAUAUACCAAAGCCGAACAAAAACAUAUUUGCUGACAAAACUCCAAAUAAAAUUCUUGGUCCUCUCAGUGUAUAUGCUAACCAGGAAAAUUCCUCGGUUAACGUGAUAGAUCAACACGAAAAUCCAUUCUACAAAUUCCGUGAGAAACCCAAAUUUCCACCAGUCAACAAAAACCAAGUCCCUGUUCGUCCACAUCAACCUAUUGGUCCAAUUAUACCAAACCAAAAUAAUCUUCCUGUCCCUCCUCGCCAGAUGGAGGUAAAUGAUCCAGAUUUGUUACACUUUCUUCAAGAGCAUCCAGAAAUAUCCAAUCUUCCUCACGGUUCUGUCGUGGAGAUUCAUUCUUUACCUCAGGACCAUCCAAAAAAUCCAUUUAUAAAUGUGAACGAUGUUAUAAGUCCUUUGCAAACAACUCCGAUAAGUCAUAAUCACCCUCAUGCCGUUCCUACUGACAUAUCUCUUGAAGAAAUAUUGGAGGAACUUCAUAAAAACAUCAAUCCUUACAGACAAAAUUCUUUGCCUCCCUCGUAUACACAUUCUCAUCCUCAUUCGGGACCAGAUUUGGACACCAGUGGCAGUAAACAUACGAACAAGACUACUAAAGUUAGACCUCAAGAAACCUUCAACAACCAUUAUCCAGAUGACUACGGUUUGAACCAACCCCACGACGACAUCACUGUCCAUUCUUUGGAAGCAGUGGAUCCACACACAAUUAGACUGGCCUUCAUGGUACCUCCUGUCAUUGUAGGCCUACAUGGAAGGGUUGAAGUGCGCUACACUCACAAAGAUAAUGACGACGUGAGCAGCUGGGAGCUGCAAGUUUUUGCUCCUCCAAAUGAUCUCAUCGCUACUCCAUCUUUAGAAUUCGAUCUCCUGGAUCUUUUACCGGAUAAAGAAUAUAAGAUAAAGAUCACGAUCACUCUAAGGCAAGUAUCCUCAAUAUUUAUAAGAUAAAUUAAACAGGGUGAG